Messenger RNA from Metarhizium acridum CQMa 102, 1248 nucleotides. NCBI's taxonomy places the organism in Eukaryota, Fungi, Ascomycota, Sordariomycetes, Hypocreales, Clavicipitaceae. The record is from RefSeq and is a predicted model, not a curated record.
AUGUUGCUUCACGGUUUCGCCCUCCUCGCCUUGCUGGCCCUGAUGCAACUUGCGAUAUGCGCCGAGGACUACUACAAGAUUCUUGGUGUCCAUAAGCAAGCCACGGACAAGCAACUCAAGACAGCAUAUAAGAAGCUUGCGGUUCGAUUCCAUCCCGACAAGCACGGUGGAGAUGAAGAAGCUCAUCGCAGACUUGUCGAGAUUUCUGAGGCAUACGAAGUCUUGAGCGACGCCGGUCUUCGCGAUAUUUACGACCGCCACGGCCACGAAGGCGUCCUGCAACACAAGAACGGCGGCCAAGGCGGCGGCGGCUUCCACGACCCCUUUGACCUGUUCAGUCGAUUCUUCGGUGGACAUGGCCAUUUCGGCCAUUCCUCCCAAGAACCCCGCGGCCAUAACGUCGAUGUGAAGAUGAAGAUUUCUCUUCGCGACUUCUACAAUGGUGCCACGACCGAGUUUCAGUGGAACAGGCAGCACAUAUGCGAGACCUGUGAGGGAACAGGCAGUGCAGACGGCCAAGUCGAUACGUGCUCAGUUUGCGGGGGACAUGGCGUUCGCAUUGUCAAGCAACAGCUCGCUCCAGGCAUGUUCCAGCAGAUGCAGAUGAGAUGCGAUGCAUGUGGAGGUCGUGGCAAGAGCAUCAAGAACAAGUGUCCCGUUUGUAAUGGUCAGCGAGUCGAGAGAAAGCCAACGACUGUCACUCUCAAGGUUGAACGGGGUGCCGCUCGCGACUCCAAGGUUGUAUAUGAAAACGAAGCCGACGAGAGCCCCGACUGGGUUGCCGGCGACCUCGUUGUUACUCUUGCGGAAAAGGAACCUGCGCCCGAAGAUAACCCCGAUAAAGUAGACGGUGUCUACUUUCGCCGCAAAGGCGAUGACUUGUACUGGACUGAAGUGCUGUCCCUCCGCGAGGCGUGGAUGGGUGGCUGGACGCGCAACAUUACUCAUCUCGAUUCCCAUAUUGUCCGUCUCGGCCGAACUCGCGGCCAAGUGGUACAGAGCGGCCACGUCGAGACUAUCCCCGGCGAAGGCAUGCCUAAAUGGCACGAGGAUGGCGAGAGCCCGGACCACCAACACGAAUUCGGGAAUCUCUACGUCACAUAUGAGGUUAUUCUCCCAGACCAGAUGGAUAAAAAGAUGGAAAGCGACUUUUGGGAUUUGUGGGAAAAGUGGAGGGCAAAAAAGGGCGUCGACUUGCACAAGGAUAGUGGGCGACCGGAGUCGCCAAUAGCGCGAGAUGAGUUAUGA